This is a messenger RNA of Gopherus flavomarginatus (Mexican gopher tortoise), 1839 nucleotides long. It is a transcript of the gene FLOT2, whose product is annotated as flotillin 2. The transcript is spliced from 12 exons. Lineage: Eukaryota; Metazoa; Chordata; Testudines; Testudinidae. The coding region runs from base 252 to 1586 and encodes 444 amino acids. Gene Ontology annotation, biological process: protein localization to plasma membrane; regulation of myoblast differentiation. The record is from RefSeq and is a predicted model, not a curated record. Gene Ontology annotation, cellular component: plasma membrane.
CGCUGCGGCUGGGAGUCGGGCGGGGAGGGGUCGCUGCCGCCGGCGUCAUGGGCAAUUGCCACACGGUGGGGCCCAACGAGGCGCUGGUGGUGUCAGAACAAUGAGCUUUGGCAUCGCUUUUCCCGUAAUGGGGAGUAAGAAGAAAGCAAGAGAAGUUGUUCCAUACGAGUGACGGAGGGGUUUCCUGUUUCCCUCCUUUCUCCUGGGGCCCAGCUCAUUUUGAUUCUCCUUCCCAUCACCAUCCUGUCUCCAUGAAGUCACUGGAAGAGGGUGUGCAAUCACCAGAGACCCUCCCGAUACGACCUGCUACCAUCUGUAAUGGUUAUGCUCCCAAAGGCAGCAACCAGAGUGGCUGCUGUGGCUCUGAUCUAAAGCAGUAUGUGUUCGGAGGCUGGGCCUGGGCUUGGUGGUGCAUUUCUGACACACAAAGGAUUUCCCUAGAGAUAAUGACGUUACAGCCCAGGUGCGAGGACGUAGAGACGGCGGAGGGGGUAGCUUUAACUGUCACAGGUGUGGCACAGGUGAAAAUAAUGACAGAGAGAGAGCUUCUGGCUGUGGCCUGUGAGCAGUUCUUGGGGAAGAACGUCCAAGACAUUAAGAACGUGGUCCUUCAAACGCUGGAGGGGCAUCUGCGAUCCAUCCUAGGCACCCUGACAGUGGAACAGAUCUAUCAGGAUCGGGAUCAGUUUGCCAAGCUGGUGCGGGAGGUGGCAGCUCCAGAUGUGGGCCGCAUGGGCAUCGAGAUCCUGAGCUUUACCAUCAAGGAUGUGUAUGAUAAGGUGGAAUAUCUGAGCUCUCUGGGUAAGACUCAGACAGCCGUUGUUCAGAGAGAUGCUGACAUUGGUGUGGCAGAGGCUGAGCGAGAUGCCGGCAUUCGGGAGUCGGAGUGCAAGAGGGAAAUGCUGGACAUCAAGUUCAUGUCAGACACUAAAACGGCCGAUUCCAAACGGGCCUUUGAGAUGCAGAAAGCCGCCUUCAGCCAGGAGAUUAACAUUAAGACUGCCGAGGCCCAGCUGGCCUACGAGCUGCAGGGUGCUCGGGAGCAGCAGAAGAUCCGCCAGGAGGAGAUUGAGAUCGAGGUGGUGCAGCGCAGGAAGCAGAUUGAUGUUGAGGAGAAAGAGAUCAUCCGGAUGGACAAGGAGCUGACGGCCACCAUCAAGCGUCCGGCAGAGGCUGAGGCGCACCGCAUGCAGCAGAUCGCCGAGGGCGAGAAGGUGAAGCAGGUUCUCCUUGCGCAGGCCGAAGCAGAGAAGAUCCGCAAGAUUGGCGAGGCAGAGGCCUCUGUCAUCGAAGCCAUCGGGAAAGCAGACGCGGAGAAAAUGAAGCUGAAGGCAGAGGCUUACCAGCAGUACGGCGACGCGGCCAAGAUGGCUCUGGUGCUGGACGCUCUGCCCCAGAUCGCUGCCAAGGUGGCCGCUCCGCUGGCUAAAGUGGACGAGAUUGUUAUUCUCAGCGGGGACAAUAACAAGGUGACGUCCGAGCUGAGCCGCCUGCUGGCUGAGAUCCCUGCGUCUGUGCAUGCCCUCACUGGUGUUGAUCUGUCCAAGAUCCCCCUGAUCCAGAAAGCCACGGGAGCCCAGGCAUGAGGCUGGCCAGUCCAAAGCUAAUGAAGACAACCCCCUGUUAUGCACUCUUACAUCAACUGCCUUUAACACUUGGGAAAUCCUUUUAUAUCAAAGACAAUUGGAAGUUCAUUUUUAAGCUCUGGUGCCUUAUUUUGUAGGACCAGAAUGAUGCAUGUUAAAUUGGCCUUUUUUUCUUAAGGGGAAUUUAUUUUGUAAGUUUAAUUGUGUGUUGUAUUAGUCUGGAGUGUCGAUUUGAAUCCUCAGUUAUAAUUGG